UGAGUGGGAAACAGCGACCGCAACAUUAACCGUUGCAUCGGGCCGCCGUGAGUGACUUUUAAUAUUGUGUUUGUUCGAAAAACGCGCAUCUGUCGCGUAUAAUUUACAAAAACUAGUUAUUAAAGUUUUACUGUCGCCCUUCCGAAUUACAUAGAUUUAAACAAACUACACAACAUGCCCAACUUCAAAGUGAAAGUAAAAUGGGGCAAGGAAACCUACAGCGACGUAGAAGUGAAUACAGACGAGCCGCCGAUGUUGUUCAAAGCACAAAUAUUUGCUUUGACUGGUGUCCAGCCAGAAAGGCAAAAAGUGAUGGUUAAAGGUGUUACUCUCAAAGACAAUGAUUGGGAUAACUUUAAAUUGAGAGAUGGUAUGCCAGUGCUGCUCAUGGGUAGCAAAGAGGAAGAAAUUCCUAAGGAACCUGUUGAAAAGACAGUUUUUGUUGAGGAUAUGAAUGAUAGUGAACUAGCAACUGCUUUGGAAUUACCAGCAGGAUUAACCAAUCUAGGCAACACAUGUUACAUGAAUGCAACUGUGCAAUGCCUAAGGACAGUUCCAGAGUUGAGGGAAAGUUUGAUCAAGUUCCCAGGGGCUGUGGCUGGAGCAAGUGGAGUUGUGCCAGCACAUUCAAUCACAGCAGCUCUUAGGGAUUUGUAUAUCAGUAUGGAUAAAGGUCAAACUGUCCCACCAAUCAUUUUACUGCAAGUGCUGCAUAUGGCGUUGCCUAGGUUUGCAGAAAAGUCCGAACAUGGAGGGUAUGCACAGCAGGAUGCCAAUGAGUGUUGGACUGAGAUGGUCAGGAUGCUUCAGCAGAAAUUACCGGCUAAGGUUAACACAGAGGUAGAAAUCGCUGCAGGGAGUGGAUAUAAAUCUUUGAUUGAUCAAUACUUUGGUGGGACUUUUGAUGUGGAAUGGAAGUGUGUGGAGUCAGAGGAUGAGCCGAUAACGAAAAGUACCGAGCAAUUUUUACAAUUAAGCUGCUUCAUAUCACAGGAUGUUAGAUAUAUGCAUUCUGGGUUGCGUUCUAAAAUGCAAGAGCAAAUCACUAAAAUGUCGCAGACUUUAGAACGGGACGCUGUGUAUACAAAAACAUCUAAAGUUAGCCGAUUGCCUGCAUAUUUAACAAUCCAAUUCGUACGAUUCUACUACAAAGAAAAGGAAGCAAUCAACGCGAAAAUUCUAAAAGAUGUAAAAUUUCCCAUGGAUUUCGACGCGUUCGAAUUGUGUUCCACUGAACUACAGGAAAAACUCGCGCCCAUGCGUGCAAAAUUCAAAGAACGCGAGGAUGCGUUGGUGGAACAAGCAGCCGCAUUAGGAAAGAAACCCCUUAAGAAUAAAGGAGAUGGCAAGGACAUCAAAUACGCCCCCUAUCACUUUGAAGAUGACUUAGGAAGUAGCAACAGUGGUUACUACACCCUUCAAGCAGUACUCACUCAUCGAGGCAGAUCAUCUUCAAGUGGUCACUACGUCGGCUGGAUUAAACAAUCUGAUGAGACGUGGAUUAAGUGUGAUGAUGACACUGUAUCGCCGGUUACCACCGAGGAAAUUCUGAAGCUCUCCGGUGGUGGAGAUUGGCACUGUGCGUAUGUUUUACUCUAUGGCCCACGACUUCUUGAUUUGACGGAGAUACCAGCUGAGCCGAUGGUCACUGAGUGAAUGAUGAGUGGAAUACUUUAACAUAUUGCUGCUUUGCUGCUGUUUUCUACGGACUGCGAACGUCAUUUUGAAGUGAACGUUUGAUACUGGGUUCUUUCUACACUUUUUUAAGCGUUCGUUUCAUACAAAUGCAUUUCAUUUGUUUAACUGUACAACAAAAGUAAAUAAAUUUGCAAUUUGUAUAAAUCAA
Dalotia coriaria is the source of this 1846-nucleotide messenger RNA. RefSeq names its product ubiquitin specific protease 14 (gene Usp14). Lineage: Eukaryota; Metazoa; Arthropoda; Insecta; Coleoptera; Staphylinidae. Gene Ontology annotation, biological process: protein deubiquitination; regulation of proteasomal protein catabolic process; proteasome-mediated ubiquitin-dependent protein catabolic process. The coding region runs from base 175 to 1656 and encodes 493 amino acids. Gene Ontology annotation, molecular function: cysteine-type deubiquitinase activity; protein binding; proteasome binding. The record is from RefSeq and is a predicted model, not a curated record. The transcript has 7 exons.